AUGGCAUCAAACAGCUCUCGAAAUGGUGUGUUACGAGUACACCACCACCCAGAGUACUAUCUCGAAGACGGUAAUGUCACCUUCCAUGUCGAAAAUCUCUUUCGUGUCCACAAGCACUUCUUUGAGUGCGAGUCGCAAUUUUUUGUCAAGGAGUUUGAAAAAGCUCCCCAGGAGGGAACUUCAGAUUCCACUGCAUUUCGAAUCGAUCGGGUAAGCACCGCCGACUUUGCGAAGCUACUAUGGGUCUGGUACGAUCCCUCGUACAGACGCGAAAGCAAACCGAAAGAACACUGGCUCACCAUACUCGAGCUCUCCACGAUCUGGCAAUUCCCAGAGAUGAAGAAACUCGCCAAAUACCACAUCCAUAAAUCGCUGCUAUUGCCUGCAUACAUGCUCCUGUGCAAGCGGGCGAGCCGAAUGUCCGCCGAGGAGGGUGAGCAGCUCAAGAUGCCCACUGUCCUUGGGAUACAUGAAGCUCGCGAGCGUGCAGCCAGGAGCGCAGCGGAGAGGGGGUGUCGUAGCCCAACCUCCGCUGAUGCAGACGAUGAGGAGCUGGAGAAGAUUUUGAAUGACGUGUUCAGUCUGAACGCCACUAACCGACAGGGCGCACAGCCGCAGGGGAAACCAAAUCCAGUGCCUAUCAUUAAGAAGCCGGAAGCGAAUGGAGCCGCUAAUGGCAGUAGGUCGUCUGCUUCAGGUUCGGAUGAUGAUAAGCAGAAGGAAGCCGACAAAAAUAAAGGCACAGAAAAGGGAAAGCAAAGAUGA
This is a messenger RNA of Suillus clintonianus, 765 nucleotides long. RefSeq lists its product as uncharacterized. Gene Ontology annotation, molecular function: protein binding. The record is from RefSeq and is a predicted model, not a curated record. The coding region runs from base 1 to 765 and encodes 254 amino acids. The transcript has 6 exons. NCBI's taxonomy places the organism in Eukaryota, Fungi, Basidiomycota, Agaricomycetes, Boletales, Suillaceae.